AUAGUUUGGCAGACUUUCAAUCAGUACUCAAGUCAACGUUCUCCAGUCCAGAGUUCCCCAAGCAGUAGUAACAAAAAACCAAACUUAAAAUGGCAAAGAUUGCAGUGAUCUUCCUUCUGUUCGCCCUGUUCGCCAUGGCUAUGGCUGCUAGCGUCCCCGAGUCCGACCCAAUUGCUGAACUCCGAAAACAAAUUGAUGAUAAUUUGGUCAAGCUCAAGGAAUUAUUUGAUUUCAACAAACCUGAAUUUAAACCAAUUGCCGAUGCUGCCAAAGAUGCCGGAAACGCUACCUUAAAGGGUCUCCAGAACCUAGGAAAUCUCAUUAAUGAACAGUUGCAAAAAGCAACCGUAGCACCACCAACCAAAUAAGGCGUUUAUAAAGCUCAAUUUACUCAGUACACAAAAAUGUCACUAAUAAAUGUUUAAUCUUGAUCAAAAUUGAA
Messenger RNA from Drosophila eugracilis, 442 nucleotides. It is a transcript of the gene Nplp2, whose product is annotated as neuropeptide-like 2. NCBI's taxonomy places the organism in Eukaryota, Metazoa, Arthropoda, Insecta, Diptera, Drosophilidae. The record is from RefSeq and is a predicted model, not a curated record. The transcript is spliced from 3 exons. The coding region runs from base 90 to 368 and encodes 92 amino acids.